Alosa alosa (allis shad) is the source of this 1825-nucleotide messenger RNA. RefSeq names its product brain-derived neurotrophic factor (gene bdnf). Gene Ontology annotation, molecular function: growth factor activity; nerve growth factor receptor binding. NCBI's taxonomy places the organism in Eukaryota, Metazoa, Chordata, Actinopteri, Clupeiformes, Clupeidae. The transcript is spliced from 2 exons. Bases 724 to 1611 code for a protein of 295 amino acids. Gene Ontology annotation, biological process: cell surface receptor protein tyrosine kinase signaling pathway; memory; nerve growth factor signaling pathway. The record is from RefSeq and is a predicted model, not a curated record.
ACGCCGCGAGCAUCACCUGCUCCCCCCUUUUCAUCCGCGCGCGGCUCAGUCAACACGGCAACAGUAGGAGACCACUUCCACUCGCCACAGAUAACAUUUCCCUUUAAACAAAUUGUGAAUUGCAUGACCAAAAUAGCCGGUAGAGGACAACGGGAUGGCAAAGAAACGGUGUAGAUAGAGCCUGCGGAACCAGUGUUAGGAUAGGCGUGGUUAGAUAUUGCCAAAUGUUAUGGCCGGGUUAGAUGGAGCUACAGAUAAGAUUGCUAGAUAAACCCAGACUGAAUGCUCUGCAUUGGGCUCUGUGGAGGGGGAAAGGAGAAUACCUUGCAAGAUCUGGCAAAAACUAAAGACGUCAGCUUUUUGCUAAGUCUGCGAAGAAUCGUUUCUGACUUUUGCGCCGACUAAGUUCUAGAAAUUCGUCUCGGUUGCCGAGGAGGAAAUGGAGGAUGCAGCCUGUGUCCAUUUUUUCUUUGUAUCCGCUCCUGCUCCAAGAAUUUGAUUUCAGAGCGAAGCAAUUGCAUGGCAAACAGCCUCAAGAAAACCCCGAGAUAUCAACGCCCACAGGCGUUUCAAACUGCUCUGACCCACCAGGCGGAAUACAUUCAAUGCAUCAAUUAUCUGACUGUUUGUUUGUUUUCUUUCUUUACCAUCUAAUGACUGCACCUAUUUCUUCGUGUUCUCUAGACUCACAUGCUUAGUGGUCUAGCCUAUUGAUAACCAGCAAUGAGCGUUUGUAAAAGUGUUUUUUGCCAGACAAAAAGACACAAGUUCCAACAGGUUAGAAGAGUGAUGACCAUCCUGUUCCUUACUAUGGUUAUUUCAUACUUCAGUUGCUUAAGAGCCGCGCCCCUGAGAGAAGGCCCAGGUGUGCGGGGGCACCGAGUGGAGGGCUACCUGGGCGUCGCGGCGACCGCCGGCCGAGGAGGCCACGGGACUCCACAGAGUGGGGGCGGACUGCCCUCACUCUCAGACACUUUCGAGCAGGUGAUCGAGGAGCUGCUGGAGGGGGGGAAAGGCGGCAGCGAUCCGCAGGGGGGCAGCGAGGGGUCCCAGGGAGGGGGGGGUCCCGGCUCCGCGGGCUCGGCGGCGGCGGCAGUGGCAGCGGUGGCGGCGGAGGCCAAAGACGUCGACCUGUACGCCUCGCGCGUCAUGCUAAGCAACCAAGUGCCUUUGGAGCCGCCGCUGCUCUUCCUGCUGGAGGAAUACAAAAACUACCUGGACGCCGCGAACAUGUCUAUGCGCGUCCGGAGGCACUCGGACCCCGCCCGGCGCGGAGAGCUGAGCGUCUGUGACAGUAUUAGCCAGUGGGUGACCGCCGUGGACAAAAAGACGGCCAUAGACAUGUCUGGACAGACCGUCACCGUCAUGGAGAAGGUCCCCGUGCCCAAUGGUCAACUGAAGCAAUAUUUUUACGAGACCAAAUGCAAUCCGCAAGGAUACACAAAGGACGGCUGUCGGGGAAUAGACAAGCGGCACUAUAACUCACAAUGCCGGACAACCCAGUCAUACGUGCGUGCACUCACCAUGGAUAGCAAAAGGAAGAUCGGUUGGCGGUUUAUACGGAUAGACACGUCCUGUGUUUGCACACUGACCAUUAAGAGAGGAAGAUAGUGUAUACAAUGUAUAGAUUUUAUUGAGAGUUCUAAAAAAGAGAGAAAAAUAUCUAUUUGUAUAUAUACAUAACAGGGUAAAUUAUUCCGUCAGAUGAAAAUUUUAUGGACUGCAUGUAAAAAAGAUGAAGUUUAUACAGUAAAGUGAUACUACAGUCUAUUUAUUGAACAUAUUCAUGACCUUGUAAACAAUUAAAAAAAGAUCUGAUCAGUCA